AUGUCGCAGCUUGGCGGCACGGGGGAAGAAGAGGGAGGUCUCGCUGAUCUCCGAGACUUCGUGGAUGGCGCAACAGAUGAUGAAGCUGCAGAGCUGGAAGUGGAAGAGGAAGAGCUUGAGCCUGUGGACCCAUGGGCUGAGUACUAUCAGGAACGGGAGGAUGAUGAGCUGUUACCUGAGCCCCAGCGUGGAGGCUCCCUGGCGCGAGGACGUCAAGGAGUUCGCGCAGGCGCUCCCGGCAGCUCACCUUCUGACCGAUCCUCUUCUUCCGCCAAGGCGAAGGCUUCUGCGUCGGGUCACGACAAGGACAAGGCGCAGCGCAGGCCCAGAGGGAAUCUCCCUCCGGCCCCUACUUUCGACGGCGACCGUCGGAAGGACCCGAAGUGCUUCCGUAAGUACGCAUCCAAGGUGGACUCAUACGUGGAGAUCGCCAAGAACAUCAUCGAUGAUGCGGAGAUUGGCCUCCGGCUUCACGCGGCUUUGGAUGGCGAGGAUAAGUUCAACGAGAAGCGGAUGCACAAGGUGGGCUCGGCUAUGAAGGGCUUCUUCAAGCUGGGUCAGACGCUGAACGACAAGUCGUACACGCUGGUGGAGGUGAUCGACCUGAUGGACAAGGCCGCCAGGCGUUGCAAGGAGGCCGACCUCACCAUUCCCGACGAGGUCAUGGUCUAUUUCCUCUUCGAGCACACGGCUAUGUCGACCGAAAGGCAAGCGAACUUGCUGUUGCGCACCGGUGGCGAGUACCACUGGAAGAAGAUCAAGCAGGCGGUCGAGCUCCUCUACCAAGGUGUUGUGGUCAGAGGGAACCGAGAAGGCCGCGAACCCCCUGUCCGUCGACAACGAGCUGCACAUGAGGCUCAGCAGUGGGACUACGGGGACCUACGCAUACCGUCUGUGGCCGCGACCGACGAACAGAUUCAGACCUGGAUCGCCGACUACGACCCCAUCGAGGCCCUGGCGGAUGCUGACGUUGACGAGUUGCCCGAGGAGGCGGCGGCAAAGGCAAAAAGGGAGGCGGCAAAGCUAGCAGCCAAGCCGGCCGGGAAAAGUGAAGUCGUUGUCGAGCCUACAGACAUGAACUUUGCAACCACGCACUACUAUGAGCCCAAUACUAGUGAACGCUUCCCUUGCACUGUGUCCAAUGACUACGGGCAGCACAGGGCCGACAAGGGGACCCACACCCGCCACCACGCCAGGCCGCGGCGCAGCUUCUUCGAGCCCCAGGACACCAAGGACGGACCCGACAGGAAGGACUUGCAGCCCGUGAGAGUGACGGUCAUGUCCUGUGACACCGAACCUGUGUGUGAUGAUUGGGUUGCUAAUGGGUCUGGUCGUGAGGGUGAUCCUUGGGUUGGAGCUACAUACUUCUUUGGCAAAGGUGCGAACCCCGACUCCAUCAACUUUCCGGCCGUGGCCGACCGGGUGGAAGUCAAGCUCCACGAUGGGAGCUACGUCGAGGCCCGAGCCAGGGAAGUGAGGGAAGCUUCUUCUAAGAAAGUGCAUCACUUCGACUUGUCGUCAAAGCAGUGUCUGGAUGUGCCAGUGUCCAAGCGCAAGGGUCAGUUCGUGAUUCCCGUCGGUGAGUUUGGCUUCGUCAAGCGUCAAGUGCUGGAAGCAUGGGAGCGACUGGCCGAGAUGCUGAUCGAUGUGAUGGACCUGGCCAGCCGCUAUGCCCGGGUCCACGAGGUGACGCGCUGGGCCAAGCAUCGGCGGCCCACUCUGAUGGCCUACGCGGAGGCGAUCAUUGCCCAAGACACGACACCGGACACGAUGCCAGCGACAGCACCACCAGCGACGACGAAGCCCCCCGGACAGAUCCCUCGGCUGGCAAAGACACCGUACCCCAAGAGCCCGGAACACUGCAUGCACCCGCCGGAUCUGGCACGGCGACUCGGGAAUCAACAUGGAAGGUUCCAGGAGUGCUUGCAGUGCGGCACGGUGUGGAAGGGCCUUGUCUAUCGGGUUCCGAUCAGCCACGAGGAGGGCAAGGACUCCUUCAAAAAGCUCUGCGACUGCUACUCGUCCUCGCCGGCAUCCACGGCAUCACCGGCGACUGGGGCGGCGACGUCGACUCGACCGGAGACGGCCAACAAGAAGGGGCGGCCCGCGUCGAGCACCGCGCCUCAGAGGUCUUCGGCAUCUUCGGAGACGGCGGACCUCAAGGAGCGCGAAAGAAUCAAGACCGAAGCCGCACGGCGCCUCGAGGCGAAGCGUCGGCAGAAAGCCAAGGAGGCGCGGGAGGCCAGAGAGGCCGCACAGGUCUUCGAGGACGAGGAGCAGCUGGAGCGGGCCGAGGAGGAGAAGUACAUGUCGAACCGCGGGGUGGUGCACCACAGGAUCGACCUGCCGGAGGAGACGGACGAAAGCGUGGUGCUGGUGAGAUUGAUGAACGGCGUCAAGAACGCCUUGGCAGCAUCUCGGCUGCACCAUUCGGUGGUGGAGGCACGGCUUGACGGCUGCACGUGGCCCCGGCACAGCUUCGCCUACGACGUUGUGGAGGUCCUGGGCGGUGAUAGCUAUGUGUCGGUUCGAGCCACAGGACACUGGGACCUCAAGGUGUUGCAGCCGAUGGACGUUCGUUCGGGCCUGGACCUCUCCAAGGCUUGGUUCCACGAUUGGCUUCGACGAACUCUCGGCCGUUGUCCGGCGCGACUCGUGGUGAUCGAGCUCCCGUGGCCUUCGUAUCGGCAGUUGGACACCCACCGUGGCGAGGAUGAUCCUUACUACGGCGAGGAGAAGAAGUACCGCGACCUCGUGCGGGAUGUGAUCGUCGACCAGCGCGGCCGAGGAGGACAUGUCUUGGCCGAGAUCCACGGCGGCGGGCACAUUGCCGAGCACGAGACCGCGACCACGUUUGUGAAGCAAGGGUUCGCAGCUCGGCCGAUAGAGGUGAAGUUCGUUGCUACGCACCCGGAACUCGUGGAGCACCUCGCGGGCUACUGCCGACAAAGGGAGAGACCGGGGCAACCGGCCACCACGAUGUAUCCGCCCGACCUCGGGGACGCAAUCUGUCGAAGCUACUUGGACAUGAUCGCGGCGGAGGACUGCGCAUCGCGGGCUACAUGGCAAGCCUCUCUGCCGCGAGCCGUGUGCUAUGUCGACGUGACAAGGACCGAGGCCGACUGGCGCGAGGUGAUGGAGCACGUGAAGGAGCUGUUGGGAAGGAAGACGCAAGCGAGCAUGCACGUGCACCCGGAGACCGAACUCUACCGCAAGAUCGAGGCAUUGGUGCCGCGGCAGCUGUUGUUUGUGCAG
Molecule: messenger RNA, 3255 nt
Organism: Symbiodinium necroappetens
Lineage: Eukaryota; Dinophyceae; Suessiales; Symbiodiniaceae
Source: the annotation of a GenBank genome assembly